AUGAAGCGCGUUUUUACUUCCUUGACCCGGCGUGCCAGUUCCGCCUCGAGAAGCUCCUCCUCCGCGACGACGUAUUCUGAUGAUUCGCCCGAAGCUGUCAUCCUCCGGGAAGUGGCCGCAUUCUGCGAAUCGGGGAAUACCAGCUCUCAAGGUACAGACUAUGUCCAUCUCCCCGCCAUUGUCGAAAGCGCCGAAUCAAGUCCCAAUGCCGCCAAAGAGGCCGCCCAUCGCAUUCGCAAGAUUCUCUCCGACCCCGUCAAGACCCCCGGACACAUGCAAUACAACGCCAUCAUGUUGAUUCGCAUUCUCAUCGAUAACCCGGGCCACACCUUUGCGCGCAAUUUGGAUGCCAAGUUUACGUCGACGGUAAAGGAUCUCCUGCGGCAGGGGAGGGACAUGAACGUGCAGCAGUUUUUGCGCGAGACGCUGGAAUUCAUGGACACGCAGCGGUCGUGGGAUGAGGAUUUGGCAGCGCUCGUGGCUAUGUGGAAGAAGGAGAAGGAGCGGUAUAACAAGGCGCGGACUUUCUUGGGUGCCGGGCCUACGUCAAGAGGACAGCAGUCGCAGUCGCAGCAGCGGGGCCAGAAUUAUUUUGGCGCACAUCGUCCCACUCAUGGAACGGUUCUACCUCCACCUGAUGAGCUGGCUGCGCGUGUUGAAGAAGCCAGGAACUCGUCCAAACUGCUCCUCCAGUUCGUCCAGUCGACACCGCCAGCGGAGAUUCUCGAGAGUGAGAUUAUCGCGGAAUUCUCUCAUCGAUGCCAAUCCGCAUCCCGUGCCAUCCAGGCAUACAUCAAUUCGACUAACCCAGCGCCGGAUGAGGACACGCUGUUAACGUUGAUUGAGACGAAUGAUGAGAUUUCGGUGGCCUUGUCCAAGCACCAACGUGCGGUUCUCAACGCCCGCAAGGUCUUGGGUAGUGCGAAUAACCAGUCGCCUGCUGAAUCUGGCGAUAUUACGGCGUCGAGUGCCAACACGCGACCAGUCCCAGCUCCUCCUCUUCCGCAAAGAAAUGUGCCCAUCGCUGCGGAGUCAUCUUCACCUGCGCCUGUUCCUACCCCUGUUCCUACAACUGCGCCCGCGCCAGCCCCUACGGCAAACCCGAGUGCUGGUGCCGGCCGGUAUGAAUAUCGAUCGGAGGACUUUCAGGUUCAGAACCCAUUCGCAGACAACAAUGGAAUUUAUGGCGCACCCUCUCACUAUGACGGAAAUCAGCAGACCAAUUCGUACGGGGCAAACGGACCAAAUGGACAGUGA
Aspergillus chevalieri is the source of this 1257-nucleotide messenger RNA. Its product is annotated as VHS and GAT domain-containing protein. Gene Ontology annotation, molecular function: phosphatidylinositol binding; ubiquitin binding. Lineage: Eukaryota; Fungi; Ascomycota; Eurotiomycetes; Eurotiales; Aspergillaceae. The transcript is spliced from 5 exons. Bases 1 to 1257 code for a protein of 418 amino acids. Gene Ontology annotation, biological process: actin cortical patch localization; endocytosis; actin filament organization. The record is from RefSeq and is a predicted model, not a curated record. Gene Ontology annotation, cellular component: actin cortical patch.